Molecule: messenger RNA, 3563 nt
Organism: Propithecus coquereli (Coquerel's sifaka)
Lineage: Eukaryota; Metazoa; Chordata; Mammalia; Primates; Indriidae
Product: up-regulator of cell proliferation
Exons: 6
Coding region: 52-2847 (931 amino acids)
Molecular function (GO): GTP binding
Source: RefSeq, a predicted model, not a curated record
CGGCCGCGCGGAGGAAGCGGAGGAGGCGGGAGCCGAGACCUCGCCGCGCUCAUGGCGUCGCCCGGGAUAGAAGUGGAAUUACUGGUCAAAGGACAUUCAGAUUUGGGAGAAGUGGCCCCAGAAAUUAAAGCAUCAGAGAGACGAACAGCCGUGGCCAUUGCAGAUUUGGAAUGGAGAGAAAUGGAAGGAGAUGACUGCGAGUUCCGUUACGGAGAUGGUACAAAUGAGGCUCAGGACAAUGACUUUCCAACAGUGGAGAGAAGCAGGCUUCAAGAAAUGCUGUCACUUUUGGGCCUAGAGACAUACCAGGUUCAGAAACUCAGCCUCCAGGACUCUCUGCAGAUCAGUUUUGACAGCAUGAAGAACUGGGCCCCUCAGGUUCCCAAAGACUUGCCCUGGAAUUUCCUCAGGAAGCUGCAGGCCCUCAAUGCCGAAGCCCGGAACACCACCAUGGUGCUGGACUUGCUCCCGGAUGCCAGGCCUGUGGAGAAGGAGAGCCAGAUGGAAGAGGAGAUCAUCUACUGGGACCCAACUGAUGACAUCGCUGCCGACAUUUACUCUUUUUCUGAGCUGCCAACCCCCGACACGCCUGUGAACCCCUUAGACCUCCUUUGUGCCCUUCUGCUCUCCUCAGAUGGUUUCCUGCAACAAGAAAUAGUGUUGAAAAUGUCCCUCUGCCAGUUCGCACUCCCUCUUGUGCUGCCUGACUCAGAAAACCACUACCACACGUUCCUCCUGUGGGCCAUGCGGGGCAUUGUGCGGACGUGGUGGUCCCAGCUCCCCAGGGGGGUGGGGAGCUUCCGAGAAGACAGCGUGGUCCUGUCCAGAGCACCUGCCUUUGCCUUUGUGCGCAUGGAUGUCAGUAGCAACUCCAAGUCCCAGCUUCUCAACGCCAUCCUCAGCCCGGGCCACAGGCAGUGGGACUGCUUCUGGCAUCGGGAUCUCAACCUGGGCACCAAUCCCCGCGAGAUCGCAGAUGGGUUGGUGGAAAUUUCCUGGUUUUUUCCCAGCGGCAGGGAGGACUUGGACAUUUUCCCAGAGCCUGUGGCCUUUCUGAACCUGAGAGGUGACAUCGGGUCUCACUGGCUGCAGUUUAAGCUCUUGACAGAAAUCUCCUCCGCUGUGUUUAUACUGACGGACAACAUCAGUAAGAAGGAAUACAAACUGCUCUAUUCCAUGAAGGAGUCGACCACAAAGUACUACUUCAUCUUGAGUCCCUACCGUGGGAAACGUAACACAAACCUGAGAUUCCUGAAUAAAUUAAUUCCCGUGCUGAAAAUAGACCACUCGCACGUCCUGGUGAAGGUCAGCAGCACGGACAGCGAGAGCUUCGUGAAGAGGAUCCGCGCCAUCAUCGGGAGCGUGGCGCGGGCCCCCUGCAGGAGGGUGUCUGUGGAGGACAUGGCACACGCAGCCCGAAAGCUGGGCCUGAAAGUCGAUGAGGACUGUGAGGAGUGUCAGAAGGCGAAAGACCGGAUGGAGAGAAUCACCAGGAAGAUCAAGGACUCAGACGCCUACAGGAGGGACGAGCUGAGGCUGCAGGGGGACCCCUGGAAAAAGGCAGCCCAAGUGGAGAAAGAGUUCUGCCAGCUCCAGUGGGCCAAGGACCCCCCUGAGAAGCACAGGGCUGAGCUGAGGCGUCGGUUGCUGGAACUUCGGAUGCAGCAGAACGGCCACGACCCUGCCUCGGGGGUGCAGGAGUUUAUCUCGGGGAUCAGCAGCCCCUCCCCAGGGGAGAAGCUGUACUUCCUGAGGUGGAUGGAGUGGGGGCUGGCACGCGUGGCCCAGCCUCGGCUGAGACAACCUCCGGAGACUCUUCUCACCCUGAGACCAAAGCACGGGGGUGCCGCAGACUUGGGCGAGCAGCUCUGGCCUGAGCCCCUCGGGGUGGAGCAUUUCCUGCGGGAGAUGGGGCAGUUUUACGAGGCCGAGAGCUGCCUUGUGGAGGCAGGGAGGCUGCCGGCAGGACAGAGGCGCUUCGCCCACUUCCCAGGCUUGGCCUCGGAGCUGCUGCUGACAGGGCUGCCCCUGGAGCUGAUCGACGGCAGCACCCUGAGCACCCCCGUCCGCUGGGUCACGGGGCUCCUGAAGGAGCUGCACGUCCGACUGGAGAGAAGGUCAAGACUGGUGGUCCUGUCAGCCCUGGGGGUGCCAGGCACAGGGAAGUCCACGCUCCUCAACACCAUGUUUGGACUCCGGUUUGCCACGGGCAAGAGCUGUGGUCCUCGAGGGGCCUUCAUGCAGCUCAUCACUGUGGCCGAGGGCUUCAGCCAGGACCUGGGCUGUGACCACAUCCUGGUGAUAGACUCCGGGGGAUUGAUAGGUGGGGCCUUGACCUCUGCUGGGGACAGGUUUGAGCUGGAGGCUUCCUUGGCCACUCUGCUUAUGGGGCUGAGCAACGUCACUGUGGUCAGUUUAGCUGAAGCGAGGGACAUUCCACCAGCUAUUCUGCACGCAUUUCUGAGGUUGGAAAAAACUGGGCACAUGCCCAACUAUCAGUUUGUAUACCAGAACCUACACGAGGUGACUGCCUCUGGCCCUAGGCCGAGAGAUAAGAGACAGCUGAUGGACCCGCCCAGCGACCUGAGCAGAGCUGCAGCCCAGAUGGAGAAACAGGGUGACGGCUUCCGGGCGCUGGCAGGCCUGGCCUUCUGUGACCCUGAGAAGCAGCACAUCUGGCACAUCCCUGGCCUGUGGCACGGAGCACCCCCUAUGGCCGCGGUGAGCUUGGCCUACAGUGAAGCCAUAUUUGAGUUGAAGAGAUGCCUGCUAGAAAACAUCAGGAACGGUCUGUCCAACCAAAACAAAAACAUCCAGCAGCUCAUUGAGCUGGUGAGACGGCUGUGAGUGUGGAGAAAAACCAAGUUCAGGUGCAGGAGGCUGCUUCAGGCAGCCCGUUCUGAUGGGGUGACCACAUGGGGGCUGCACCCUGGCACCUGAGAGUAGCCAGUGUCUGAUCCCCAUGAGAAAGAAGAGAAGGAAAAGACGGGGGGUUUGGAGUCUCCUAAACAGUGUUAAAGGAAGUAGCUUCACAGACAAGCUCAGAGAUAUUAUCAGGAAUAUAAAAGGCCCUGGGGCUGGGGAGACACAAGCAGUAAUUUGUUCUCUCAGUCCGUCAGAGAUUCCGUGGGGUUGGCCCUCUGUACAGCUGCUCUUGUCACUGGCCCCUGCCGUGGGGACCGGCUUCCUCAGUCGCUGCAGGCCCAGGCAGGCAGGGGACACCCAGGGCAGGGGUGGGGAGGUUGCCUGAGGAAGCAGAGGUAGGCCUUGUCCCCACCCAACCCAGGGUCCUCCUGGUGGACUGGCAUUUGAGAUGUUUUGGUGACAUGAUCCUGGCCCAUGUAGUAAGUGCCUGCUGUGUGCAAGGCACUCCUGCGCCACCGUAUUUAUUGACUGAUCUGUGAAGCCUUCCCUGACCCCUGCCCAGGAAGAGAUCAUCAGUAACCCUGUUGCACCCCAGCGCACUUUGUUAUACCUCUGCCAUGACACUUCACACAGCGCGUUGUAACUUGUGUUGUUUACAUGUCUGCCCCCCAGACUGUGAGCUCCUUGAGGGCAGGGAC